Messenger RNA from Leptopilina boulardi, 2011 nucleotides. RefSeq names its product KAT8 regulatory NSL complex subunit 2 (gene dgt1). Gene Ontology annotation, cellular component: NSL complex. Lineage: Eukaryota; Metazoa; Arthropoda; Insecta; Hymenoptera; Figitidae. The record is from RefSeq and is a predicted model, not a curated record. The transcript is spliced from 9 exons. The coding region runs from base 311 to 1801 and encodes 496 amino acids.
AAGUAACAAUAUUCAAAAUGGCGCAACAAAGCAGCAGGAAGUGAAAAAGGUUCGCGUUUUUUUUUCUCAUCACACGCAAUAACGUAUAAUAGUGAAAUAAUUUCUGUUAAAUUAAAAAAUUUUCCACUAAAUUUCGUAUGAAAUUUUUAAUUAAAACUCACGACAAUUUAAAUCCGCUUAUAAAAUAAAACGGUGUGAAAAAAAUAGUGAUUUAUGCAACACAGAAUUUUGUGUAUUAUAUAGUGAACAAAGGAUUUUUGAUUAUAAUUAUUACAAAACUUUUUUGGAAAAAUAAGCCUCGGGGUAAAAAAUGAAUUCAUCAAUGUUUCGUGUGCCAAAAACAACAAUGCCAACAAUUUGCCCAGUGAAUCAGGGUAAAAAAUUGAAAGAAUCACAAUCAAGAUGUUCGUAUCUUUCAUAUGAAUGUAGUCAACCUUGUUUAGAUGGUUAUACAUAUUGUGUUAAACAUGUGUUGGAGGAUCAAAAUGCACCGUUUAAACAAUGUAAUUUUGUUUACAAUACAAAUGGACGAAAAUGUCAGAAUGCCGCUCCAAAAUUGGAUCGACGCGAAGCUUCAUAUUGCCCUGAACACACGAGGAAAGCUCAACUUCUUCGAAUAAAAUCAACAUCAAAACAUUCUUUACCUCAAACUCCAGAAAUGUUGCUCUUAAAUCUCAAUCAUUAUGUGAAACCAACAAAUUUAUCCGAAAAGGAUGCAAAAAAUUUACCGGAAAAAUCUAAUGUCCUGGAUCCUUUCACGGAAAUCGAAGCAACGAAGGUAAAUGCAAAAGUGAGCGAUAUUUUGGACUAUGCAAGUUCAUCGGACAGCGAUGUUGAACCAGCGACAGUCAGCGAUACAAUUCGUGGAAUAUUUCUCGAUGACAGCGAUACCGAAAGUGUUCAUAGUCCACAGGAGGAUCCAUUGAAUAUUAAUUUUUUAAGGCACGCUGGAAUCUUUACUGCCGAGGAGGUGAUUUACAUCGCUCGUGAAAAACUCAUUCGUUUACAAUCAUUGUACAUUGAUCAAUUUCGAAGAUUGCAAUAUACAUUGAGGGAAAAAAGACGUAAAUAUCUUCAUUCAUUGAAGAAGGAGAAGGAAACUUUAUGUAGUAUUCAUAAUCAACCGAAGGAAGGUGGAAAAGAAAAAAAGAUUUAUGACAAAUUAAAAGCAUUAAAUCGUUAUCAUCGACGUAGUGGAUUUGAAGCGAUUCUUUAUCGAAAAUCCGUUGAACGACGUGUACAGGCAACGGAAGGUCAAUCGCAAAAACCGCCGAGCGUUCCAAAAUGUAUUUUCACUGAAGGUGGCGUAAAAUGCGGCGAAAGAACACUUCCCUCAGCGAAACAUUGUCGAAAGCAUAUUUUAAGCGAUCAAAAUCAGGUUUUGUUCAAGGCUUGCGGUGCAAUAAUGGCAGAUAUCGAAUGUCAUGAGCCAGUGCCAGUUAUUUUCGAUUCAAAUUGUGUUUUUCACAUGAAUUUACCGCCACAAUGUAAAUUGGAGCCAAUGAGAUUUGAGGAGAAAACGCCGAUAAAUGAAGAAACACCAAUGACAAUGGAUGGACAAUCGUCAUCGUUGGACAAUAAUGAUUUAAUUGAUGUGAGACGUCAGGAAAUUAUUGAUCCCGACGAUGAUAUGGCUGGUAUUAUGCGCGAAUUAAAUGACACGACUCCAAUUUUAAAUGCAAUUAAUAAUAGUAAUAAUAACAACAAUGAUGGGGCAAAUAGUGAAGCGAGCACUGAAACUACCUACAGUAUCACGCCACAUACCAGCGAUUUAAUGAAAGACAUUCAACUUUCAAAUUGAAAGUUUGUAAAAUUUCUAAAUUAUCUAUUUUCAAUUUUUUUUUUCUUUCUUUCUUUCUUAAUUUUUCUCUAAAAAUUGACGCUCAACAAUGCCGAAUUAUUUUAUGUAUCACAAAUUCUGUGCGUUCGAAUAUUAUUUUUUUGAAACUUGAAAAUUUAUUUGAAUAAUUAUUUAUUUAGUUUGAUAAAUUUUUUUUUUUUUUUUUGAAAA